AUGGCGCCUGAGAGCUGCAGACCCCCAGCCCAGGAGCUGGUGACCUUCAAGGAUGUGGCUGUGGACUUCAGCCCUGAGGAGUGGGGUCUGUUGAACCCAGAUGAGAAAGAGCUGCAUAAGGAGGUCAUGCUGGAGAAUGCCGAGAACUUGCUCUCCCUGGGACUUCCAGUUCCCAGAGAAGAUUUCAUCUCUAAUGUGGAGAGAGGAGGCCUGAGGAACUCCUGUCCUGAAAAACAAUCUUACAAAUGUAAUCAAUGUGGAAAGGAUUUCCAAUGUUGUUCCAAAUUGGCUCAACAUCAGAGAAUCCACACUGGAGAAAAACCUUAUGAAUGUAAUCAGUGUGGACAGAGUUUCAGAUGCAAAUCUAAACUUGCUCUACAUCAGAGAAUCCACACUGGAGAGAAACCUUAUGAAUGUAACAAAUGUGGAAAGACUUUCACACGGAGUGACAGUCUUCAUGAACAUCAGAGAAUCCACACUGGAGAGAAGCCUUAUGAAUGUAAUGACUGUGGAAAGGCUUUCGCAUAUCUCUCCAGUCUUGCUGACCAUCAGAGAAUCCACACUGGAGAGAAGCCUUAUGAAUGUAAGCAAUGUAGAAAGGCUUUCACAAAGCAUUCCCAUCUUGCUGACCAUCAGAGAAUCCACACUGGAGAGAAGCCUUAUGAAUGUAAGCAAUGUAGAAAAGCUUUCACAAAGCAUUCCCAUCUUGCUGACCAUCAGAGAAUCCACACUGGAGAGAAGCCUUAUGAAUGUAACGAAUGUGGAAAGACUUUCACAUAUUGUUCUAGUCUUGCUGACCAUCAAAGAAUCCACACUGGAGAGAAGCCUUAUGAAUGUAAGCAAUGUAGAAAGGCUUUCACAAAGCAUUCCCAUCUUGCUGACCAUCAGAGAAUCCACACUGGAGAGAAGCCUUAUGAAUGUAACGAAUGUGGAAAGACUUUCACAUAUUCUUCCAAUCUUGCUAAACAUCAGAGAAUUCACACUGGAGAGAAGCCUUAUGAAUGUAAUGACUGUGGAAAGGCUUUUACACAAAGCUCCCAUGUUGCUAUCCAUCAGAGAAUCCACACUGGAGAGAAGCCUUAUGAAUGUAAUGAAUGUGGAAAGACUUUCACAUAUUGUUCCAGUCUUGCUAAACAUCAGAGAAUUCACACUGGAGAGAAGCCUUAUGAAUGUAAUGACUGUGGAAAGGCUUUUACACAAAGCUCCCAUGUUGCUAUCCAUCAGAGAAUCCACACUGGAGAGAAGCCUUAUGAAUGUAACGAAUGUGGAAAGACUUUCACAUAUUGCUUCAGUCUUGCUAAACAUCAGAGAAUCCACUCUGGAGAGAAGCCUUAUAUAUGUAACAAAUGUGGAAAGGCUUUCAUACAGCGCAGCAAUCUUACUUCCCAUCACAGAAUCCACACUGGAGAGAACCCUUAUGAAUGUAAUGACUAUGAAAAGACUUUCACAUGA
Antechinus flavipes (yellow-footed antechinus) is the source of this 1452-nucleotide messenger RNA. Its product is annotated as zinc finger protein OZF-like. Gene Ontology annotation, biological process: regulation of DNA-templated transcription. NCBI's taxonomy places the organism in Eukaryota, Metazoa, Chordata, Mammalia, Dasyuromorphia, Dasyuridae. The record is from RefSeq and is a predicted model, not a curated record. The coding region runs from base 1 to 1452 and encodes 483 amino acids. The transcript is spliced from 5 exons.